This is a messenger RNA of Desarmillaria tabescens, 6498 nucleotides long. RefSeq lists its product as uncharacterized. Gene Ontology annotation, molecular function: ATP binding; methyltransferase activity; ATP-dependent chromatin remodeler activity. The coding region runs from base 76 to 6498 and encodes 2140 amino acids. The transcript has 13 exons. Gene Ontology annotation, biological process: nucleotide-excision repair. The record is from RefSeq and is a predicted model, not a curated record. Lineage: Eukaryota; Fungi; Basidiomycota; Agaricomycetes; Agaricales; Physalacriaceae. Gene Ontology annotation, cellular component: nucleus.
CCUUGGGCAAGUGAUGCCUGUGACGUCACGCGUUUGUGACACCGUCUUUCUCUUUCUCUCUCACCAACACCAACCAUGGUCAAGGGCAAGAGCCAGUCCAAAGGACAGCAGUCCAUCACAUCAUUUUUUAGUGGAUCCAAGAAGAAGGAUGACCCUUCUUCCGAUGUCGAUAUGGACGAUGAUGACGACGCUUCCAUUGCUCCCACUAAAAAAGGGACUAAAUCUGCCGCGCCAGACGCGUCGGAUCUGCCACCUAUUCACGAUAUACCCGCCAUUUUCUCCGAUCUCGUCAGCCGGAUACCCCGUAUCAAGCAGGUCGCUGAUCACAUCUCAGGACGUAAGCUGCGCGUCGCGACAAUGUGUUCUGGCACCGAAUCACCUCUUCUAGCCCUCGAACUUAUCCAGAAGUCAAUACUAGAACAACACGGCGUCAACUUCGAAAUUGAACAUGUGUUCUCGUGCGAAAUAGAACCUUUCAAACAGGCUUACAUUGAGAGGAACUUUCAUCCUCCCAUCCUCUUUCGUGAUGUCUGCGAGCUGGGCAAUGCUGAAGCCCACACUGCAUACGGUGCAUUAGCACCGGUACCAGGCGAUGUUGAUCUCUUAGUGGCUGGUACCUCGUGCGUCGAUUACUCCAAUCUCAACAACGAAAAGCAGGACAUCGAUGCGAAUGGCGAAUCUGGACGUACGUUCCGUGGUAUGAUGUCCUGGGUUACCAACCAUAGGCCGCCCAUUGUCAUACUCGAGAACGUAUGCUCUGCUCCAUGGUCCCGGGUACAAGAGAAGUUUGAAGCGCAUGGCUAUAGCGCAUCCUUUUCCCGUGUCGAUACCAAACAGUACUAUAUUCCCCAUACACGCACCAGAGUUUACCUGAUCGCAGUCGACAAGAAAAAUUCCUCUAUUCCUGAUGAGUGGAAGGAUUACGUUACCAACAAACUCAAGCGGCCUGCAUCCUCCACUCUGGACGCUUUUUUGUUAGCUUCUGACGAUCCUCGUAUACAUCACGCUCGUCAAAAGCUCGUGCAAGAAAGCUAUAAUGCCCUUGAUCGACGCACAGGACGAACCGAUUGGAGUCGUUGCGAGUCUCGGCAUCAGCGAGCAAGACUAGAGGAGGGUCUCGGAUCGAAGCGUCCUCUUACGAGUUGGGAUGAAGGUGGCUUCUGCAAACUUCCGGAUUUUGCUUGGGGAGACUGGGGUGUCGGACAAGUGGAGCGAGUUUGGGACUUGAUGGAUAUCAGUGUCCUGCGAGAUGCAAAGAAAGGCAUCGACCCUUCGUACAAGACCCAAGUUUGGAAUCUUUCUCAGAACGUCGAUCGCACCAUAGGCUCCAAUAAAGUUGGAAUCUGCCCAUGUCUUACUCCCUCCAUGAUUCCAUACAUCACCAACCGCGGUGGGCCGAUGGUUGGCUUAGAAGCUUUGUCGAUGCAGGGUCUUCCUGUGGAUAAGCUACUCUUGACGCGUGAAACGGAGGAUCAAUUGGCGGAUCUAGCAGGCAAUGCCAUGUCCACGACGGUCGUCGGGUCUUGUAUAUUGGCUGCACUGGUCUGUGGGAAGAAGCUUCUCAAGGCUGGAGAUGAUUUGGAGAGUUACGAGUCAAAGCGGGGAACCCAGACGGACGUCGAGACACCAAUGGAAAUCGAUCGUCCCGCUGAAGAUGCUGUAGCUAUGGAGGACCGUAUUACCGGUGAAGAUCAGCUUGUCGAGAAGCCCCUCGAUCUUUCUGCGACUGGCAAUCGGUCAUUGAUCGACCUCUUGAAGGAUGCAGAAAAAAGUGCGCGUCUUUGUGAGUGUGAGGGACGGACAGACAUGACUACCCGGGAGCUCUUUCGCUGCAAGGAUUGCGGUACACCGUACUGUAAGAAGUGUGGUGGUCGUCCUGAGCAUAACCCGGAGCCUAUCGUCUUUUCUACGAAGAAUCCUAGGUUGCCGCCUUCGGAUUUCGCCAAGGAACUAAAGGCCAUGCUUCCCAUGUCGAUUUCAUUCUCGGGUGUUAGCCAGAAAGUGCUUGAUGGUUUGAAGGCAUCUGCCAACGUCAAGAUUCCAGAGGCACGAUGGUCGAGCUGGUGUGCUGCAGUUUCUCGCGCAGCCAAGUCUGAGCUGCGCUUUGUGGAACCCAAGCGACAAGAAUAUUGGAGCGCUGUGUAUCAGUCACCUGAGGCGACACUGGAGCUCUUUUUGCAUCCUCAGCAAACGGAAUGGCGCUUAUUUGCGAAACCGGAAGAGCACGAGCCUGCGAAUGCCGAGAUACGUCAGUUGUUGGAAAUGCCGGUGGGCAGAUUCACUUGUGCUGAGAGCCUAUUAUCUGGCAGCUGGGAUUUCGCUCUCCCUCAUAAUUCAUCUAUCGCCGUCAAGGUGAAAGGGGAAGGAGAGUUGGUACCGUCAUGGGAAGCACGUCUGGGCCUUACUGAAGAUACCUUCAGGAACAAAACGGUCUUUUCACGUUUGCGGGUGUCAGUUGCCAACUCUGAUGUCCCCAAACUCGAUCGUGAUAUUUCUGGGGUUUAUACGCUUCAUGAUCGUUGUGGUACCGCGAACGGGGCGCUACAUAAGAGAAUGUCAGGGGAAGGAACUUUACCACCCCUGUAUAUGCUUAUGGAUCCCCACCGAACCAGUGACUCGGAGGAUAGCUUCGUAUUCUCCACUAGCAGACGCCGUCAUCAAUACGGUGAAGCGCGACCUAUCAUUGCGAAAUUGUCUCCUUCGUGGCGGCAAAGCUCCAACGAGGAGGAGGAAGAGGUGUCUUGUCGCACCCCUUGUAAGUGGGUAAGGGCAGAGAAUGUUCAUUUAACGGCUUCACAAAGCAAUGAUGCGAAGUUUUCCGUCCCUGCCAAAGGACUUGAGAUCCCAAUCUCAGAUGAUGCCUGUCGGAGUGCGACCGCCCUUCUUACGUGCACGGUCCUACUCAAGAAUCAUGCUGGACCGGAAUGGCCGCGUGGAUCAUGGCAGGAGGUGGACAAGAUCCAUGAACGUGGCACUUUCAAGGCGUUGGCAUGGCUCUUGGAGCGUAUCCGCGACGCUGGUAAUAAUUUCAGCUCGUGGCAAGAUGUAACUUUGCCAGAGGGGCAGUGUAACUGCGAGCGAUGUGCUCCUACGGCGCCUCAUAUACAUUGGACACAAGUGAACAAGAAAGUCGUCCCUGUAGAGGAUCCUGUCGAAGCAGGGGAAUACGAACGCAGGCUCAAGAGGAGGCCCAGUCCAUUCAUCACACAGCUGAAGCUAACGGAGGACAACACUGGUAUCGUUCGAAUCGGGGUCAACAUCCCAUCUCUUCUUCAUCGCGCGCUCUCCCGUCUUCCCAAGACUGGUCGAACUGAAAAGCCGACUCUUUCAUGGCGCCUUAACAUGAACUUUACCCCUGUUGUCAGCCUGAACCUUCCCAAAUUUGUCAUCUCCAGCAACAAAUUGGACAAGGAACAUGCGCAGCCGCCCAGCUUCAAGGUUCCGCUUCGCAAGGAGCAACUCCGAUCUUUAGAAUGGAUGCUGAAGCAGGAGUCUCGAAAUGCAGCGCCUUUCAUCGAAGAAGAGAUCUCGGAGAGCAUUCUGGACCCGUUGGGAUGGAGAGCAGAAGGACGUGCGCAGCGCCCGGUUCAUAUCCGUGGAGGUGUGCUAGCCGAUCAAGUUGGUUACGGAAAGACGGCUAUCACACUCGGUCUUAUUGACUGUGCCGCUAAGGACGUCGAGAAAGAGUUCAAUGCCAUGGGCCGUGUCAAGGGGAAGAUCCUACUGAAGUCGACCCUUAUUGUCGUGCCGCCCCACUUAACAAGGCAAUGGGACUCAGAGGUCCGUAAAUUUACGAAGAAGGGAUUCACAGUACUAGUUCUUUCCACCGUAUCAAACCUCAACUCCGCGACAAUUGAGGAUUUCCAAGAUGCUGACAUUGUUGUCGUUGCGUCCAACCUUUUCAAGAGUAAUGUCUACCUCGACAACCUCCAGCUUCUAGCGGCGGCGGGCGCUCUUCCUUCGAAAGAGGGCAGGCACUUCAAUGCUAAUCUUCGGAAAGCUCUGGAGUCUUUGAAGGCCCAAACCGAUAGACUUCAAGACAAAGGUUCUGAAGCCGUUAUGCAAGAAAUACAGGAUGCCCAGAAGCGGGUUGAAGAGGAAGCGGAACGAAUUGCAGCAGCCAUUCAGUCGAAGAGACUGAAGGGCAAGUCCUAUCGUGAUGCAGCUGACCAAAAGGAAGCCGAGAAGAAGGCGGCCCGGGCAGCAAAGGCGAAGUCUCCCAAAAAGUUCAAGAAGGUCGAAGUGGUUAUCCCUAGACUGAGCCGAAAUGUUUCUUCUGAGGCAUCCUCUCCUACGGCUGCGGAGCAGAGCGAUUCCGACACCAACAGGCGGCCGAAGCGGCGUGCUGCUGCGUCACAGAAGGUGACGAUCUUAUCGGAUGACGAAGGAGACAGCACUUCCAGCGAAGCUGUUAUCACGUCUAAGAAAGUCGGCGGAUUGGCGAAGAAGGUCGAUGAAAAGACAAAGAAAGGCGGCCGAAAAAGCAAACGCGCUGUUUCGGACGACGACGAAGAUUUCGAGAUGGAGGCCUCAGAUGUGGACGAUGACGAUGACGGCGAGUCGUCACCCACUUCGGUCCCGUCAUCGGAUGAAUAUGAUGAGGAGGAAGACGAAGAAGACGUUCCCAAGAAGCCUUCCAAGAAGACUAUUCCGAAGCCGAAACCGAAAGCACGAAGGCCCUCUGUAUCUUCUAAUGCGGCUACGGAAGACGAGGAUAUGGAUCUGCUAAAAAGCCGACGAAGCGCAAGGCUGGGGAUGAGGGCGAACGAUCCUGCCAAAAAGCAGAAACGUGUCGAUAAUGAUCCGUGGAAGUUAGAGUCAAAGCCCGUUCGCAAAGAUUGGACACAGAUGCGCGCGCCUCCUUUGGAAAUGUUCCACUUCGCUCGCAAAGUCGUUGAUGAGUAUACGUAUCUCGAUGGGAAAGUGCAUUCACUUGUUACCAACCUGACGGCUGAGCGGCAUUGGGUUCUCUCCGGUACCCCGCCCAUUCAUGACUUUGCUGCUUUGAAGACGAUCGCUGCAUUCCUGAACAUUCAUCUUGGUGUAGAUGAUGAUGGAGAAGGCCAGUCCGCUGAGGUCAAGAGGCGCCGGCGAGAACAGACAGAGGUGGAGAAAUUUCACUCUUUUCGGGAAGUCCAUAGUCUUGAGUGGCAUGCACAUCGGCAUGAACUCGGGCAGGCUUUCCUCGACCAAUUCGUUCGCCAGAAUAUCGCCGAGAUUGACGAGAUUCCAUGGACGGAAAAGGUUGUCGAUAUCAUUCUACCCGCUGCAGAACGUGCCAUCUAUUUGGAACUAGAGCAUCACUUACGUGCCCUUGAUAUGACCAUCAAACGCGGCAAGAAAACAGAAAGUGACCGAGAGAAACGGCUCGCCAAAUCCCUUGGCGAAAGCAAAUCUGCGGAGGAAGCGUUGCUCAAGCGCUGUUCACACUUUGAUCUGGAAACCUCAAAUGAAAACGCCAUGAAGGCCUGCGACGUUAUCGUGGGAGAGCGCCAAAAGCAGCUGGACGAGUGUAAGGCGGACCUCCUCAAGGCGGUGAAAGAUGGCGUGAAGAGAGAAAAGAGUCUUAGCAACGUCGGAAGUGAAUCCAUGUUCCACGAGUGGAUCCGAGUAUGCAGAAGCGAAGUCAUCGAACUCCUAGACGAGGCUGGCGUUGGUGUCGUAAAGGGCAAAGCGAAGCGAGAGGACGUCAAUCUCAGCGAGAAGACGAAAGCCCAAGUUUGGGAACAUCGUGAGAAGACACACGAAAUCCGGCGACUAACGAAGGAGUUGGUUGGUCGAGUUCGUUCCCUCCGGUAUUUCACAGUCGUGCGCGAUCUUCAGAAGCAGCGAGAGGAGCCACCGAUUGUGAACUGUCCAAAAUGCGAACGGCAGAAGCUACCGAUUAGCGAGGUGGCGGUGCUUUCCUCCUGUGGGCAUAUGGGAUGCUUGGAGUGCGUCAGAACGUGCGCCGAGCGGGAAGAGUGCGUCUACGCCGCAUCUGGGGCGUGCAAGAGUGCUGCGCGGGUGCUGAAUGUAGGUAUCGACGACGAGGGUCGGGACGGGCAGGGCAAGCACUUUGGGAUGAAACUCGAGAAGGUCGUCAAUUUGAUUCAACGAGUUCUGGUGUUCGUCCAGUUCCCUGAUCUCAUGAAAAAGGUGACCGAAGCCUUCACUUAUAACAAAAUCAAGUUCCUCGAGAUUAGGGGAACUGCGCAUCAGAAGAGCAAGAACCUCGAAACAUUCCAAAACGAGAGCGAAGAACGCGUACUUCUUUUGAAUGUCAUGGACGAAAGCGCUAGUGGGGCUAAUCUGACAUCAGCCAAUCAUGCCGUUUUCUUGUCUCCGUUACUUGCACCCUCAAAAGAGAUCUACAAGGCUUGCGAGACGCAGGCUGUGGGCCGGCUAGUUCGCUAUGGACAGGAAAAGCAUGUUUAUGUGUGGAGGUUCUUGACGAGGAACACUGUCGACGAGGAUAUUUAUAACCAAAGGAGGGACGUCCAGCCAACGACAUCAUGA